Molecule: messenger RNA, 1293 nt
Organism: Gekko japonicus
Lineage: Eukaryota; Metazoa; Chordata; Lepidosauria; Squamata; Gekkonidae
Gene: CREB3L4
Product: cAMP responsive element binding protein 3-like 4
Exons: 9
Coding region: 1-1293 (430 amino acids)
Biological process (GO): regulation of transcription by RNA polymerase II
Cellular component (GO): nucleus
Molecular function (GO): DNA-binding transcription factor activity, RNA polymerase II-specific; RNA polymerase II cis-regulatory region sequence-specific DNA binding
Source: RefSeq, a predicted model, not a curated record
AUGGACUCUGGGAGCCCCGACCUUCUGGACGUUCUCUUCGAGCGACGGGAAGACCCGUUCCCCACGAGCGCCUUCUCCGGAGCAGACCCCAGACUCAGUUUCCCUCUCCAAGACCACGCUUACGGAUGCAUCUCAGAGAAAACGUGCGAGACGUGGGUGCCCAGCAGGGAACAGGUCCAGAACGACAGUGACCCAGAAGACCUCUUGCAGAUGUUCAUCAACCCCAACGAAGUCUACAGUUCGAGGAGCCCCCUGGCCUCCCCGGAGAGCGACAGCGGCAUUUCCGACGACCCCUGUGCGGACACCCCCUUGCAGAAUGAGGCCGUCUCCCUGGACUUGUCCCCCAGGGCCAUUUACGAGGUCAUCUGCGACUCCGGGUUGAUGGAGGGGGAGACGCUGCCGGCCAACAUCUUCUCCAGCCACCUAGGAAACUGGAGUCCCCCAAUAAUGCUUCCUGAGGCCUGCAUUACGAGCGAAAUUUCACCUGCCCUCUUUCAGAACAUCAUGCAGCCCAGCACGGCAGAAACCUCCAAGGACCAGGGCUCGUUCCUGCAGCAUCACCACCUGGACUUCUUCUUGACGGACGAGGAAAGGCGGCUGCUGACCCAGGAGGGCGUGUCAGUGCAAGGCAACCUGCCCCUCACCAAGGCAGAGGAGCGGGUCCUGAAGAAAGUGCGGCGGAAAAUCCGGAACAAGCAGUCGGCCCAGGACAGCCGGCGGCGGAAGAAGGAGUAUAUCGACGGGUUGGAGAGCCGGGUUGCAGCGUAUUCAGCCCAGAACCAGGAACUGCAGAAGAAACUGCAGGAGCUUCAGACACACAACGUAUCCCUGGUCAGCCAGCUCCAGAGACUCCAGGGCCUCAUCAAGCAGACGUCCACCAAGGCCGCCCAGACCAGAACUUGCCUCGUGAUCCUCAUCUUCUCUCUUGGACUUCUCAUCCUUCCCAGCUGCAGCUCCUUACUUGGGGGGACCCAAAUAAGCCAGGAGGAAUACCGACCUUCUGGAGUGAUCUCCAGAACGAUCCUGACCGAGGGAGGGCUCUCUGAUCCGGAGGAGCCUCCCGGUGCUGACGAACCAGAACCACCUCUUCUGGAAACUGGACCGCUCUGGAAAAGCUCGGGGGAUCCAGAUCCCGGCAGUGGAGAGAAAGGGGUCUGGGAGAGCACGGGGCAGGGACCGCCGGGUCUUCUUGGGAACUCCGAGACGGAGCCAGCAGAGGGUCUGCCGGCCGAAGCAGAGAAGCCUGUGCCCGAAAGAGACCCCACCAAGCAAUUGCAUGCAGAUGAGAUGUGA